Molecule: messenger RNA, 3306 nt
Organism: Carassius auratus (goldfish)
Lineage: Eukaryota; Metazoa; Chordata; Actinopteri; Cypriniformes; Cyprinidae
Product: Golgi integral membrane protein 4-like
Exons: 13
Coding region: 1279-2676 (465 amino acids)
Cellular component (GO): Golgi membrane; Golgi apparatus
Source: RefSeq, a predicted model, not a curated record
UCUGACCACAAAUAAUAUAAAAUGACCAAAACAAGGCGUGUGCUUUAACCAUAAUGGCAGUAACUCUGAAAUGACACACACAUGUGUACAUGUAAUGAUUAUUACAAUGAGCAGUACUUUCCAGUGGUGUGGUAGGCAUAUGGUCAAAAUAGCCCUUCUCAUUUUAAAUGACUUAACUUCGUCAUGUCAACCUAAAUAUAGACUAUAUUUAACCAAAGUUAACUAUAAUCGACUAUAUUAUUUAUCCUGAAGGCCUAACACAUCAGUACCAAUGAAUGUAUAUUUAAAAGUUCAUGCAUAUUACUUGCUAUUUCUGCAUUACAAUGUGGUUUAAUCAUCAUAAAAAUAUUUGUAACAUGACAAUGGUAGAGUAAAGUUGUUGAAUGAAACCGAAAUUAGUAUAACAUAUGUUGUUCAUAAAGUAAUUAAAAUUAUAGAGCUCAUUUGGAAAUCCAAACAGCUUGAAUUAUUAAUAACUUUCAUUUAAGAUCUUAGACAAAGAGUUAUAAUAUAUGUGAAUGCAAAAUCUUGUAUAUUUGCAUAAUAUGGGCAAAGUGUUUUCAUUUCAUUCCAAGUUUUUCAUUUGAAUUUCAUGUGUUUUCAUUUGCAGCAGCAAGAAAUGAGAAUAAGAUAACAAUACAAUUUGUAUUGUUUGUAAUUGUCAUAUUAUGCACAAUGUACGAACAUAUGAUUUAGUUGUGUGUACCUACAUAAAAUUUAGAAUUUAGCCUAUACGUUUGAAUUUCACUUCAGCAAUGUUUAAAAUUUCACAGUAUUUCUUCACAACAAAACGCUGAUAAACAUAAUAGGAAAUACAAUAGAACAAAAUAGAAUCUGUCACCUUUCGGAUGGAUUUCUAAUGUUGAUUCAUCUCUAAAUCUCUGAAAUGCGUUAUGAAGUAUAGCCGUUGGAAGUCAAUAUUGUUCUAUGUCAGCGCAUUGGCCCCUGGGUGGCACUGUACUCAAAAGGGAGGAGUUGGUUAAAACAAACUGACUGUAAUGAUAGUCCUUUGAGAAUGACACGUAUGAAAGAUUUGAAAAAUCCAAUUCAUAGCCAUUAGUUGGGCUUACUUUUUCCGGAAGGGAUAAGUAGCCUAUAAUUAGAGCUAACUCGAGAAGUCUACGUGAGAUCAACUCGCGCGCCAUUUAAAGGGGCAGCAUCGAGAGGAGAAAAAAAAAAAUAAACAGACGGAUCAUUGUGGCUUUCAUAAACAUUUACGUUACUGAAGAAUCGGAUGGCACAUAGUCUUUACGGUCUACUCAAGAAGAGGAGGAAAGGAUGGGGAAGGGAAUUUGUUCGAGACGACAGAGAAGAAUAUUUCAGUCUUUCCUGCUUCUCAUCUUCGUCUGCGGGACGCUGUGCGCCUUCAUGAUCUCAUAUGAGAUGCAAAAAGAGCUGAAAAAGACUGAGGCGACGGCUUUGAAGUACCAGCAGCAUCAAGAGUCACUUUCUGCACAGCUGCAAGUGGUAUAUGAGCAUCAUUCUAAGAUAGAGAAAUCCCUCCAGAAAGAAAGACUUGAGCAUAAGAAGGCUGAAGAAGAUUUGCUUGUGUUUAAGCGGGAAUCACAGAAGACCCUCAACAAAGAAAAGCAAGAAUCAAGCUAUCGACUAAAUGCUCUGCAGACACAGCAUCAAAUACUGAAGUCCCAGCAUGAAGACUUGAAGAUGCAAUAUUAUGAACUUCAAGAGAAGAACCAGAAUCAAGGGCAGGAUCAUGAACAUGUUCUGGAUGAGCACAGGCUGGAAAUAGACAACCUGCAGAGGGAGAAGGAGGUUGAAAUAUCGAGACUGAAAGAGAAUGUGUACAACCUUCGAGAGGAGAACAGACAGCUGCGGAAAGCUCAUCAGGACAUCUACACACAGUUACUUGAUGUGCAGGAACAGCACAGAAACCUGAAAGCUUCCAAAGCUCAUCUCUCACUCACAUUACAAGACCACAAAAAUGCACUUGUUGCAGCCCAGGUGGAAGGAUAUGAGGAAAAUGAAAAAGGGUUAUCCCCUCGGGGUGUGCUGGAGAUUGAAAAUAACAAUGCGACCAAAGUGGCAAUGAAGCAGCCUCAGCAAAUUGAUAUUUUUUCUGAGGGAAAUGGCAAGAAACAGGAGAAAAGCACAUCAAAGGAUACAGGAGGAGAGGAUAAGGGGAAAAAGGCAGUGAUGGAACAUUCCUUAUCAAACCCAGUAGAGUUGGGCAUUAACCCUCGCAACACGCUAAGCCAAAGCCUGGAGAAACAGACACAGACAGAGCCACUUCACAGAACCAAAGUACACUUUGAGGCUUUGGAUACAGUGAUCGCUGGGAAUGCUGUCCAAUCACACUAUAUUAUGGCUGGACAAGAUGAUGUAAAGGAGACUCAAAAGCAUGACAAGGGCAUAGGAGAAAAAAAACUGAACGCUGUGAAUGAGGGCAACAACCAGAACGAAGAUGAAUUUGAAGAGGCAGAAGAAGAAACAGAGUACAAGACCAAUGUGAAUGAGAUCAGGCCUGAAGAGGAUGAGCAGCUUGUGGUGGCAGGCAAUCCAGAGCAGCAAGAGGACCAACCAGAUGAGGAAUAUGAGGAUGAUGUAGAGGAUGAGACUCUUGAUGACUCAGUGCAUGACAGACAGAAGAGAGCAGAAGAGGAAGAGAGUGAAGAUGAUCCCUACAGUGAGCGUAAUGGAGCACAGGGCCAUGAAUGAAUACACAGAAGCUGAAAAUGAUGCCAAUCAGAUGGAGAGUUUCCAAGAAAAAACGAUAAAAGAGGAUUGAAGAAGAUCUUGGGGAAAGCAAUCAAAAGCCUGAGAUGUGAAGAGGACUGAUUCUAGUGUCUGCUGAGUGGCUUUACACAUCUCUUCUAGCAGAAAACUAAAGUGCAACAACUGUGAUCCCUUGUUUUCCCCCCAAGAAGUGACUACUUGUGCAAGUGCCUUUUACUUCCAAGUACAAGGAGUUGUUUAGCAUUUAUAUUUAAUCAAAGCAUUGUAUCUUCUUGAUCUUUCUAAGGCGAUAUGAACUGGCACCCUGCUGAAUGAAAAUAAGUCAACUUUUAAUUUCUUAUGUCAGGGAGAAAUAUUCCAAUUAAUCUUCAGUUCAUUCUUUUCACUUAGUAAAAGUAGUAAAGGGACUGAAAUUACAACAAAGUUGAAGAAGAAAAGAAACAUUUAACUUUUUGUCUGGUAUAUUACUUUCUUCUGAGAACUUAAUGCACAUCUGGACUUUCCCUAAAAAAAUAAAAAAAAAUAUGAUAUAGUAAAGCUGUACAUGAGCUCUUUAAUUGCAUUGUGUUAUUAUAAUAUGAAAUGUAUAGGAACCUUAAAUAAUUUAAAAAU